AUGACAGCACCUGAAUUUCUUAACAAGCCAAAGUAUGACUUUGGUUUGUUCAAGUAUGAUCUUCUUGCUGGUAUCACCAUCGACACCCUUGCAAUACCACAAGGCAUCAGCUAUGCUAACUUGGCUAGACUUCCUCCCAUUAUUGGCCUUUACUCAAGCUUUGUGCCUCCUCUUAUCUAUGCUGUUUUUAGAAGUUCAAAAAAUCUAGCAGUAGGAAGAGUUUCAGCUUGUUCAUUAUUCAUAGCAGAAACAAUUGAAGAAAAAGUAUCUCCCACUGAAGAUCUCAAAUUGUAUCCAAGUGUUGUUUAUACAACCACUUUUAUCUCUGGUUUGCUUCAGACAGCAAUGGGACUAUUAAGGAAGGGAUUGGUUGGAAGAAGUUUUGGCCUUUCAAAAAAUGAACAAAUUGACGGUAACAAGGAGAUGAUAGCCCUUGGCCUCAUGAACAUUGUUGCAUCUUUCACGUCGUGCUACUUGACCACUGGGCCAUUUUCAAAAACUACUGUAAAUUUCAAGGCUGGAUGCAAAACAGCAAUGUCAAAUGUAGUAAUGUCACUGUGUAUGCUGCUGGUUGCUCUUUCGGCCAUUUUCAUGUCAGCAAUGCUUGGGCUUAUCGAGCAUGGAAACCGGACUCGUGAUUUCAGCAAGAAAUAG
This is a messenger RNA of Fraxinus pennsylvanica, 654 nucleotides long. NCBI's taxonomy places the organism in Eukaryota, Viridiplantae, Streptophyta, Magnoliopsida, Lamiales, Oleaceae. The record is from the annotation of a GenBank genome assembly.